AUGGGCAGUUCGAGAUUGUCGGCCACGAGCUCAAGCCUCCACACCGCCGUCAGUCUCAAUCACUACAUUAGGUUCGAUGGCGACGCUGAGCCCGCCAUCAAGCCUUUCAUCGUCGUCGUCCGCUCGCAGUGCUUCGCUGUCAUCUUUGUCGGCGCCGCCUUCCUUGUCAACAUCCCCUUCGCCAUCUCUAUUUUCGUCGUCGUCGUCGACAACGAGCUCUCCUACUCGAGCGUCAACAGUAUCCACCUCGGAGAGUGUCGUAAACCCCACCUCAACCGCAAUAUCAACGCCCUCUUCACUCCUUACGAUGAGUCCAUCCAGUACUAUCUUCGGCUCUUCGUCCAUCAUGAGCGACUUCUCUUCAGCAAGUCAAACAACACUAAUCUCGCCUUCAUCACCUGUAUCGAGCCUGUCGACCGUGUCCAGCUCCUCCAUCACAGUGACUCCUCCGCCAAUCUCAAAUCCCUCCGGGACCUCCACAUUGAGUGCAUCGCCCACGGAAAGCUCUCCGUCCAGUACGGGUUCUUCGCCUGCCUCGACAUCCUCGCUAGAAUCAAGUUCCUCGCUCGUACCGAGUUCCUCGCCCACAAUAGAUUCUUUGCCUGGCUCGACUUCCUCCCCGACGACGAGUUCGUCAGCCGUGGCAAGUCCUUCAGUCACGUCUACGUCCUUGCCGUUCACUAG
Molecule: messenger RNA, 684 nt
Organism: Colletotrichum chrysophilum
Lineage: Eukaryota; Fungi; Ascomycota; Sordariomycetes; Glomerellales; Glomerellaceae
Exons: 3
Coding region: 1-684 (227 amino acids)
Source: RefSeq, a predicted model, not a curated record